GAUUUCUUUAAUACCCUUGUAGGUUUCUCACCACAAAUUUAAUUAUCAAGCAUUUUACGAAACAUUCUUUUCCCUUUCCUUUUGCGAACUGUUCAUUAGUAUAUAUACACCUAAUCUUAAGAUUGUUGAGAGGCAAAGCUCAAACAUUUCGUUUCCAGUCUAUUCUUGUGCCUUUGCUCGCCCAUAACAGGUUUUUUUAUUUGAAACGUUGCAACAUGGGAGAUAGGUUACGUGUGGCUGUAGGAAUAAUGGGGAAUGGCGCGGCUUUGCUGCUUUAUGCUGUACCCAUAAUAACUUUUACAAGGGUGCUAAGAAAGAAAAACACUGAAGAUUUUUCCUGCGUUCCGUACAUCGUUGCAUUGCUGAAUUGUUUCCUCUAUGCUUGGUACGGCUUGCCGAUUGUGAGCUGUGGCUGGGAAAAUUUCACCAUUGUCUCAAUAAAUGCCAUUGGGGUUCUUUUGGAGCUCUCCUUCAUCUCUAUAUAUUUACGUUUUGCUCCAGUCAAUGCAAAGAAAAAGGUUGGAAUAUUGACAGCACUAGUCAUCCUUAUAUGUUGUGCCACUGCUAUAUCAUCAGCCUUAGCAAUUCACGAUCAUCCCCACCGGAAAAUAUUUGUGGGGAGUAUGGGAGUAAUAGCCUCCGUGGCAAUGUACACUUCUCCUCUGGUGGUUGUGAAACAAGUGAUACAAACCAAGAGCGUCAAAUUUAUGCCAUUCUACUUGUCCCUUUUCACGUUUCUUUCUAGCACGCUGUGGAUGACCUAUGGAUUCCUAAGCCAUGAUUAUUUCAUUGGGUCUCCUAAUAUGAUUGGAAGCCCUAUAGGACUCUUGCAGCUCUUGCUCUAUUGCAAGUACAGAAAACAUUUUACCAUGGAUGUACCAUCAAGCUUGGAUGUAGAGAAAAACGGUGAGAAAAUUAACCAAGAGGUGCUAUCCCAUGCUGAGGACAAUCAUGACAAUGCAAAAGAACAGUUGCAGCCCGUGCUUAGUGAGGACACCAAAGGAAAAAUGUGAACAUGCAUGGACUUCUCAGCAAUCACUAAUAGAGAUGAAGAAAAUAGGUUUUUGAGAAUAUGUUCCCACAUGUUCUUGUUCUCUUUGCAUUUUACCGUCAUGAAAUUUUCUGACUGAGUUUUUACAGUCAAUGUUUGCUGUGAGAUUUUUCAGUGAAUUCCAUAAUAUUGUAGUGAAGUGACAGAGCCAAUCUAUUCUGAACA
Coffea arabica (coffee) is the source of this 1216-nucleotide messenger RNA. Its product is annotated as bidirectional sugar transporter SWEET3b-like. Gene Ontology annotation, cellular component: membrane. NCBI's taxonomy places the organism in Eukaryota, Viridiplantae, Streptophyta, Magnoliopsida, Gentianales, Rubiaceae. The record is from RefSeq and is a predicted model, not a curated record. Gene Ontology annotation, molecular function: sugar transmembrane transporter activity. Gene Ontology annotation, biological process: carbohydrate transport.